AUGGAUGUCGUGCUGGAGCUCACCGACACCUUCAUCGCCGACCACGUCUACGCCUGGCUGUUCCCUCUGCAGCCCGCGCCGUACGACUACCCCAAGGCGACGGCGUCCAAUUCCUCGGCCCAGGCCUUUUCAUCAUGGACCUACAAGCCCGCGACCAAGUACUUCCAGGUCGAGCCCUUCCAGGCCGCGUACAUGAGCUCCCUGCCCCGGGAUAACGUCUGGCGCCAGGCGGCCACGCUCUUCUUCAUCACAUGGAUCUUUGGCCUCAUCGUCUACUUCAUCUUCGCCACCCUCUCCUACGUCUUCAUCUUCGACAAGCGCACCAUGAAGCACCCCAAGUACAUCAAGAACCAGAUCUGGCUCGAAGUCAUCCAGACCAACAAGUCGAUGCCCUUCAUGUCCCUCCUGACGGCGCCCCUCUUCCUGCUCGAGGUCCGCGGCUACGGCAAGCUCUACGACACCACCUCCGAGGGCCCCGGCUUGUGGUACAACAUCCUCCAGUUCCCGCUCUUCCUCGUCUUCACGGAUUUCUGGAUCUACUGGAUUCACCGGUACCUGCACCACCCCCUGGUCUACAAGCACCUGCACAAGCCUCACCACAAGUGGAUCAUGCCCACGCCCUACGCCAGCCACGCCUUCCACCCGGUCGACGGCUUCGCCCAGUCGAUCCCCUACCACGUCUUCCCCUUCAUCUUCCCGCUGCAGAAGAUGGCGUACGUCUUCCUCUUCGUCUUUGUCAACUUCUGGACCAUUAUGAUCCACGACGGCGAGUACCUCACCAACAACCCGGUCGUCAACGGCGCCGCCUGCCACUCGCUGCACCACUCCCGCUUCGAGGUCAACUACGGCCAGUUCUUCACUGCCUUUGAUCGCCUGGGCGGCACCUACAAGAUGCCCGAGGCCUGGAUGUUCGAGAAGGAGGUCAAGAUGUCGCAGAAGAAGUGGAAGGACGAGGCACAGGAGGUCGAUGCCACUGUCAAGGAGGUCGAGGGCUCCGACGACAGGACCUACGUGCCGGAAACCAAGAAGAGCAAAUAA
Messenger RNA from Trichoderma reesei QM6a, 1038 nucleotides. RefSeq lists its product as uncharacterized. Gene Ontology annotation, molecular function: iron ion binding; oxidoreductase activity. The transcript is spliced from 2 exons. The record is from RefSeq and is a predicted model, not a curated record. Gene Ontology annotation, biological process: lipid biosynthetic process. The coding region runs from base 1 to 1038 and encodes 345 amino acids. NCBI's taxonomy places the organism in Eukaryota, Fungi, Ascomycota, Sordariomycetes, Hypocreales, Hypocreaceae.